Molecule: messenger RNA, 4642 nt
Organism: Anguilla rostrata (American eel)
Lineage: Eukaryota; Metazoa; Chordata; Actinopteri; Anguilliformes; Anguillidae
Gene: vil1
Product: villin 1
Exons: 20
Coding region: 641-3139 (832 amino acids)
Biological process (GO): regulation of lamellipodium morphogenesis; actin polymerization or depolymerization; actin filament severing
Cellular component (GO): cytoplasm; lamellipodium; actin cytoskeleton
Molecular function (GO): actin filament binding; phosphatidylinositol-4,5-bisphosphate binding
Source: RefSeq, a predicted model, not a curated record
CCUCCCUAAUCCAGAACAUGAAUUGAAGCAAAAAGAGCUGUUCCGGGGUUUACUCAGCACCAUUACCCAGCUAAAUCAGUGAUCCUGCUUCAUGGAAUACCCCCCACCCUGAGCUGGUGUUCUGCCAGGGUUCAUCUUCGUUAUGAAACCUGGUAGGAGACACAUAACUGCAGAGCGCAGUGACCCCAGCAGGGGGCAGUAGCAAGGUUGCCCUCCCCACUCUCCUCUCCUCUCGGGGGGCCCAAAAUCCGCUGCUCUCUGACAAUGGGAAAGCCCUGGAGCCGAACUAACGGCUCGGACGGCUGCCCGAGCGCUGGGGCGACGUUACGUAAGUUUCGGUGGAGCGGGGAGUCCGGCGCGCGCCCCCCCCCCCCAGUCCCUGGACAGCCGCGCGGAGGUGCGGAGCUCAGCGGCGGUGUGGAGCUGCAGCGGCGGUGCUAAGCGGUAGCGGCGACGGUGUCUCCAGGAAGCCUCAGAUCCGCAGCUGGUUAAUGAGUUUGCAGAGAGAGGGAGAGCUGCAGCUGCACAGCGGGGCUAAAGUUCACUCAGGAAAAACAGGGAGAGAGAGAGAGAGAGAGAGAGAGGGAGAGCCUGAGGAACACAACCUUCUUCAGACCUGGUUUGUCCUGAAACGGGCAUCAUGCCACAAGUUGAAGUGAAGACAAAGGUUUCAAAAUUCCUCAAUAAAACCACACCAGGGCUACAGAUAUGGAGAGUAGAGAAACUGGAGAUGGUUCCAAUCCCUACAAAAAUGUAUGGCCGCUUUUUUGAAGGGGACAGCUAUGUCAUUUUAUAUACUCACAAAAUCGGCAAAAGCUUUGGCUAUGACAUCCACUCCUGGCUGGGCAGCUCCGCCUCCACGGACGAGCAGGGGGCGGCGGCCAUGUACGCCAACCUGAUGGACGAGCACCUGGGGGGCGUGGCCAUACAGCACCGGGAGGCCCAGGGCCACGAGAGCGACGCCUUCCGUGGCUACUUCAAACAGGGCAUCAUUUACUGCCGGGGCGGGGUGGCGUCGGCCAUGAACCGAGUGGAGACCAACGCCUACAGCGUUCAGAGGCUGCUGCACGUCAAGGGGAAGAAGCACGUGGUGGCCAGAGAGGUGGAGAUGAGCUGGAGCAGUUUCAACAAGGGCGACGUCUUCCUGCUGGACCUGGGAAACCUGAUCGUUCAGUGGAACGGCCCGAAGAGCAACCGCAUGGAGCGCCUCAAGGGGACGGUCCUGGCCAAAGACAUCCGGGAUCGGGAGCGAGUGGGACGCGCACAGGUGACUGUCGUAGAGGGAGACGACGAGAAGUCGUCGGAGGAGGCGAUGAAGAUCAUGAAGCAGGUGCUCGGGGACAGGAGAGACAUCAAAGAGGCUGUUCCUGACCAGGUGGUGGACCAGGCGCUGAAGCACAGCCUCAAGCUCUUUCAAAUUUCGGACAUGCAGGGGAACCUGGUGAUGCAUGAGGUGGGCAUCAGGCCCCUGACUCAGGACCUGCUCAAUAACAAGGACUGUUACCUGUUGGACCAGGAGGGCACCCGGAUCUUUAUAUGGAAAGGAAAGAGGGCCUCUAAAACCGAGAAGUUUGAAUCUGUGGAGAAAGCAGAGCUGUAUAAGAAGGCGAAGGGGUACCCUCCCUACACGUAUGUGCAGGUCGAGAACGACGGGGCGGAGUCGGCGGUGUUCAGGCAGCUAUUCCAGCGCUGGACCGCGAGGGAGAACAGCGUGGGGCUGCCAACGUCGCACAGCCCCGGGAAAAUCGCCAAGGUGGAGCAGGUAAAGUUCGAUGCCGCCUCCAUGCACGCACGACCCGACCUGUCCGCCCAGAAGAGAAUGGUGGAUGAUGGGAGUGGGGAAGUACAGGUCUGGAGGAUAGAAGACAACGAGAUGGCUCCUGUAGAAAAGAAAAAGCUGGGGCACUUUUACGGGGGCGACUGCUAUCUGAUUCUGUAUGAGUACGAGGUCAACAGCAGGGUGCACUACAUCCUGUACAUCUGGCAGGGCCAUCACGCAAGCAUCACGGAACUGGCCUCCUCAACCCUUCAAGCCUCGGUCCUGGACCAGCAGUACAAUGGGGAACUGGUCCAAGUGCAAGUACCCAUGGGCAAGGAGCCCAUGCACCUACUGGCUAUCUUCAAGGGAAAAAUGAUCGUCUACGAGGAGGGGAGCUCCAAGGGGGGCUCCACACAGCCCCAGCCCGCGGCCCGCCUUUUCCACAUUCACGGCACCAACGAGUUCAACACCCGCGCCAUCGAGGUGCCCGCCCGCUCCUCCUGCCUCCACUCCAACGACGUCUUCGUGCUCAAGACUGAAAUCUGCUGCUACCUGUGGUACGGGAAGGGUUGCAAUGGAGAUGAGAGAGAGAUGGGGAAGUCGCUGGCAGACACCAUCUCCAAGAAGGAAAAGCGUGUGAUAGCAGAGGGACAGGAACCUUCCGAUUUCUGGCUGAAUCUUGGAGGGAGGUCCCAGUACCCCAACAGCAAGAGGCUGCAGGAAGAGAGCCUCUACAUCAGUCCCCGCCUCUUUGAGUGCUCCAAUCAAACGGGUCGCUUCGUCGCCACGGAGAUAGCCAACUUCACCCAGGAGGACCUGGAUGAAGAUGAUGUCAUGCUGCUGGACAUCUGGGACCAGGUUUUCCUGUGGAUAGGCAGGGGAGCCAAUGAGACGGAGAAGAAGGAGGCCUUCGCUAAGGCGCAGGACUACCUUCGUAAUCACCCCGCAGGGCGAAACGUCAACACCCCCAUCGCCAUGAUCAAACAAGAGUUUGAGCCUCCCACCUUCACUGGGUGGUUCCCCGGCUGGGACCCCUACAUGUGGCAUGACAGGAAGUCCUACGAGCAGGUGAAAGCUGAACUGGGAGACGCCAGAGAAGUCAUCCAAAUCACCAUGGAAAUGACGAAGCUGAGCCCGACGAGGGAGCCCGUGGCCCUGAUGAGGGAGCCGCGCGGCCCCUCCAUCCUGCCCACCUUCCCCCCCGACAAGCUAGUCAACCAGCUGGCAGAGGACCUGCCUGAGGGCGUGGACCCCACCAGGAAGGAGGAGCACCUCUCCAGCGAGGACUUCGCUCUGGUCUUGGGUGUUUCCCGCCUCGACUUCUACGCCAUGCCCGACUGGAAGCAGAGGCAACUGAAGAAAGAAAAGGGUUUGUUCUAGGAGGAGAGGAGAGGGGAGAGAGGAGAAAGAGGAGAGGAGAUUCACUCUCCAUUUUCCUUUCUGCAUCAGAUAAACCUGCACUUCACUACUCAACUAAUACUGAUUUUUCUAAAAGGCUAGAUUGCCAAGUUGUUUACUUACUAUUAAUGCCACCAAUAUGCGCUUUUGUAUUUACAAUGAGGGUAAUUUGUAUCAAACGUACUGAACUAAUUGUAGGCGUCAAUAGGGUUUUAAAGGGAUAGUCCAACCUUUUGGGAUAUUCACUUUUUGGCUAUCUUAUGGUUAGAUGAUCAAUACCAAUUUCAUCCCUGUGCACCCAGUACAGAAAUAUUACACAGUAUCUACGGGCUGCAUGCUAACUGUGCUACCUCUAUGAAUGGCUGCAGGCAAAAGCACUGCUGAGUGACAGAAACACAAGCGUGAGUUAGGGGUCGCCAGGUAUGCCACUGACUGUAAACUUGCGCUACCACAGCUACCACUUCAGCCAAUAAUGCAUACCUGGCAACCCCAAACUCAGGCUUCAAGCAGCACUGCAGCUACUAAUCACAGCAUCCAGUGUAUGGAUACAUGGUUAUUUGGCAAUUAUAUUUCCGUAUUUAUCUGUCUCUAAAACAACAAAGAUCUUUUUUUUUUUAUAUUUACUUGUUAUAAACAGGCAUUUUGAAAUGCUGGAAGGUGUAUUUCCAUCACUAAUUAGCAAAGCUAACGUUGCUUCCAUCUGCAGCCAUUCAUAGAGAUAGCACACUUAGCAUACAGACUGUAGAUACUGUCUAAUAUUUUUGUACUAGAUGCACAUGGAUGAAAUGGGUAUCAAUCUUAUUGUCUAACUACAUUACAUUACAUUUUUUUGGCAGAUGCUUUUAUCCAACGCAAUGUACAAUAAGUGCAUACCAAAGGUCAUUGGAACAAAGACAAAACACAGUUCCGAUAAGGUGCAAUACUCAUUAUGUAACAGUUAUUCAUAGCCAUGAACACAUUCACACCAAGUCCAAGUUCACACAGUAACUAUGGGUAAGGCAAUUUCCCAAAAAGUUGGGCUAUCCCUUUAAGUCAAGGAUCAUUUUAUGUGGAAUUUAGAAACUUCUUGAAGGGGAAUUAAGUUAGGGUUCUGUGAAACUACUCUUUUCUGCACAGCACUACGUCUGAUUUAUGACUGCUGAAAUUCUAGAUCUUAUAUAAAAACUACGCCCUUCGGUCAUUUUUGAGUCUUGCUUGCCUUUAGCUAAAUUUUCCAUUGAAGACAUGAUCUUAUGAAGUUAAUGUGAGCACUAAUAUUAUCUUAUUUUGUUAUAAGUAACAGUAGUAAUAUCCAUGAUGUAUUUUCAGUAUUACGAGUAUUUUGAUACUGCAAAACACUUGUUAAAUAAAAGAUCUAUUACUAGUUUAUUUUGUCAUAUUCUUUGGAAUAAAACACAUUUUUUAAGAUUGAUGUAUUAAAGUUUUCAUCAGUCACUCCAGCAAAUAUGCUGAAUGGUAGGCAAUAAAAUGACAUCCAGAGCUUCA